Molecule: messenger RNA, 4110 nt
Organism: Mus pahari (shrew mouse)
Lineage: Eukaryota; Metazoa; Chordata; Mammalia; Rodentia; Muridae
Gene: Gpc4
Product: glypican 4
Exons: 9
Coding region: 560-2233 (557 amino acids)
Biological process (GO): regulation of protein localization to membrane; regulation of signal transduction; cell migration
Cellular component (GO): extracellular region; synapse; plasma membrane
Source: RefSeq, a predicted model, not a curated record
GCUGUGCGAGCCGGGCCAGUCAAUCAGCGGCAGAGCUGAGAAGGGCACAGCCGCGCGGCCGAAGGCAGUGAGCUGAGCCAGGCUGGGUGAGCGGAGCAGCGCCGGGUGGCUGAAGCCCCGCGCCAGCGAUCGCCCGCCGACGCCGCCCACACUCUGCUCUCCUGCGACGCCUGCCAUCCCUUCCUUCCCUGAGCCCCUCCGCCCCUGGCUAGCUGGCCCGGGUUCUCUAGCCUUCGGAGUCCCGAGGUCACGGAUCCUCUCCCUAGUCCCUUGGGUCCCGCGCCCAUUCCACGCCUUUUCCCUCGUACCCCACCCCGCUGGGCGCCUGGCACCGGGGACCGUUGCCUGACGCGAGGCCCAGCUCCACUUUUCGCCCGCGUCUCCUCCUCCUGCCCUCCUCCUCCUCCUCUUCCUCCUUCACUACCAACUCCAACUGCCCGGUUCUCGCUCUGCUCGGGAGUGUUCACUCCGUGCCUCUCUGCCCGCUCCGCAGCGCUGCUUUCCAUCCGGUCUCAUUCUGUCCCCUAAAGGUGGGAGCGCGUCCGUCAGGGUCCGCACCAUGGCACGCUUAGGCUUGCUCGCGCUCCUCUGUACCCUGGCCGCGCUCAGCGUCUCGUUGCUGGCUGCGGAGCCCAAGUCGAAAAGUUGCUCGGAAGUGCGACGUCUCUACGUGUCCAAAGGCUUCAACAAGAACGAUGCCCCCCUCUAUGAGAUCAACGGUGAUCAUUUGAAGAUCUGUCCCCAGGAUUAUACAUGCUGUUCUCAAGAGAUGGAAGAGAAGUACAGCCUGCAAAGUAAAGAUGAUUUCAAAAGCGUGGUCAGCGAACAGUGCAAUCAUUUGCAAGCCAUCUUUGCAUCCCGUUACAAGAAGUUUGAUGAAUUCUUCAAAGAACUUCUUGAAAAUGCAGAGAAAUCCCUGAAUGAUAUGUUCGUGAAGACAUAUGGCCACUUAUACAUGCAAAAUUCAGAGCUAUUUAAAGAUCUCUUCGUGGAGUUGAAGCGCUACUAUGUGGCGGGAAAUGUGAACCUGGAAGAAAUGUUAAAUGACUUCUGGGCUCGCCUUCUGGAGCGCAUGUUCCGCUUGGUGAACUCCCAGUACCAUUUUACAGAUGAGUACUUGGAAUGUGUGAGCAAAUAUACAGAGCAGCUGAAGCCUUUUGGAGAUGUCCCUCGGAAACUGAAGCUCCAGGUUACCCGUGCGUUUGUUGCAGCCAGGACCUUCGCUCAAGGCUUAGCAGUUGCAAGGGAUGUAGUAAGCAAAGUCUCUGUGGUGAACCCCACAGCUCAGUGCACCCAUGCCCUGCUGAAGAUGAUCUACUGCUCCCACUGCCGGGGCCUGGUGACUGUGAAGCCCUGUUAUAACUAUUGCUCAAACAUCAUGCGAGGCUGUUUGGCCAACCAAGGAGACCUUGAUUUUGAGUGGAACAAUUUCAUAGAUGCUAUGCUGAUGGUGGCAGAGAGACUGGAAGGUCCUUUCAACAUUGAGUCCGUUAUGGAUCCCAUCGAUGUGAAGAUUUCUGAUGCUAUCAUGAAUAUGCAGGAUAAUAGUGUUCAAGUGUCUCAGAAGGUUUUCCAAGGCUGUGGACCUCCGAAGCCUCUCCCAGCUGGACGAAUUUCUCGCUCCAUCUCUGAAAGUGCCUUCAGUGCUCGAUUCAGACCUUAUCAUCCAGAGCAACGCCCAACCACGGCAGCUGGCACUAGUUUGGACCGACUGGUUACUGAUGUCAAGGAGAAACUAAAACAAGCUAAGAAGUUCUGGUCUUCUCUCCCAAGCACCGUUUGCAAUGAUGAGAGGAUGGCAGCGGGAAAUGAAAAUGAGGAUGACUGCUGGAAUGGAAAAGGCAAAAGCAGGUACCUGUUUGCAGUGACAGGAAAUGGAUUGGCCAACCAGGGCAACAACCCAGAAGUCCAGGUUGACACCAGCAAGCCAGACAUACUGAUCCUCCGUCAGAUCAUGGCCCUUCGGGUUAUGACCAGUAAAAUGAAGAAUGCUUACAAUGGAAAUGAUGUGGACUUCUUUGAUAUCAGUGAUGAGAGUAGCGGAGAGGGAAGUGGAAGCGGAUGUGAAUAUCAGCAGUGCCCUUCGGAGUUCGAGUACAACGCCACUGACCAUUCUGGGAAGAGUGCCAACGAGAAAGCUGACAGUGAUGGUGGUGCCCAUGCAGAGGCAAAGCCCUACCUCCUCGCUGCUCUCUGCAUCCUGUUCCUCGCUGUGCAGGGAGAGUGGAGAUAAUUGUCAAACUCUUGAGUAAAAGUGUUCAUCAUCAGAAAGUUCAAAGGCACCAAGUUCUCACUUUUUUUUUUUUUAACCAUCCUAGUGACUUUGCUUUUUAAAUGAAUGGACAACAAUGUACAGUUUUUACUGUGUGGCCACUGGUUUAAGCAAUGUUGACUUUGUUCUUCUCAUUCAGUUUGAGGGGACAGCGGGGCCUCCUGCCUUUAAGUUUGUUCCCCCCCUCACCUCCCCACUUCUUUGAGACUUGUGUUCUGCGUGGCUAGCAGUGUAGGUACAGAACUGUAGUUAGUUGUGCAUUGGUGAUCUUGUUUUCUUUGUUGGCUUCUCUCAUUUUAUUUGUGGGGUUUUUCUUUUCCAAUGAUGGUCUCACCUUGUUUCUUACAAGAAAACCAGGGUCCUUUCUUGGCAUGUAACAUGUACGUAUUUCUGAAAUAUUAAAUAGCUGUACAGAAGCAGGUUUAUUUAUCAUGUUAUCUUAUUAAAAGAAAAAGCCCAAACAAGCUGGAAAAUUUCCAUUUAUCCCUAUUAUUUUAGCUGCCUUAUUGGGAGAGAAGUGGAGUUGACUUUGGGUUUUCUUUCUUUUCUUUCUUUCUUUCUUUCUUUCUUUCUUUCUUUCUUUCUUUCUUUCUUUCUUUCUUUCUUUCUUUCUUUUAUAUUAAGUUAGGACAGAAUGUGAAGGCACAAGCAGGGUUCUGAGCCAAUUGCCGGACUGUGUUCAAACACCAAGACAAGAACAGAAUGAGACUUCAUUCAUAGCUGGAGAUUGGAAGAGACUGCAGAUCACCCCCCCCUUUUUUUAUUGAGUUGAAUCACAUGUAACUCGAUUUCUUGAACCCACCCAAACUUAAAGUGGACCCCAUCCAGCAAAGUAAAGAUUCUUGAUGUAGUGUCCUUUGAAAGAAGAACGGCACUCAGGAUGUCCCACUUAGCCCUUGGACACAUAGGCUUGGGGAUGUUUAUUAAACACCAGAUAAGUUGGGAAGUCACAGUGUACCAAUUUUUGUUUUAGUGCUGACACUUUCUGUGUUUUUACCCCGAUGGCAGUAGCAAGUGACCAGUGACUUCAUUUGCUCCUGUGUUAGAGUGCUGCAGAUUUCUGACCUACUGACCAGUCUGGGAAGAGUGCCAGAACUGGGGUAUAACCUGGGCUCCGUGAAUAGCUGUUAACACUCUUUUGAGCAGUUUUUGUCUUGUGUGUACAUACUUGCAGGGUAUUUUGGGGGAGGGUAUGUUUGUUUGUUUUAGAUUCCAGUUUUUAAAAUAGUGUAAGGUUGUCUGCUUUGAUUUUUUUUUUUUUUUUGCCUGCUCCUUUUGAUCAGUUAAAUGAAGGACUUAAGAGUGGUCUGCAUCCAUUUGCUUCAUAUCCCAGGCAAGGAGCUCACAGGGAGGAGAGCUGAGUGCUGAGCUCCGGCGUCUCUUAUCUUUUGUGGGAGAGAUGAGAAUAGGUAAAAUUGAGAAGAGCACAUCUUCUCAGUGACUCUUAGCCACAUGGAUGGAGUGGCGAAGUUGUCCCAGGCCAAAGACUGUCCACUGCCUUGUCCCUUUGGAACCCUUUCCUUGUGUACAAAUAACUAGUCAGAAAAUCUGGAGAACAUAGCAGAUCAUUUCAAAAUGAGUUCUCAGGUCUUCAGAAAGACUACAACCAUGCAAGUCUCUUCCUGCUCUAAAAGUCAUUUAGAUCCCAGAAUUCUACUGAACUGAAAGCCCAAUCGUCAGCUGUACGAGGAAAUCUCUAUUUUAUAUUUUAUAUUUUAUAUUGAAACACAAUUACUUGAUAGCUCAGGGUCUACAUUUCACUCAACUUUUUACACCAAAUUCUGAAGAAUGGUCAAAAUAAAAUAUUGGGGGCUGUUGUAAACAGAGGCUUAAUUUUA